Messenger RNA from Symbiodinium sp. CCMP2456, 250 nucleotides. The record is from the annotation of a GenBank genome assembly. Lineage: Eukaryota; Dinophyceae; Suessiales; Symbiodiniaceae.
GCGAUAUGCGGGAAUGUUCUUCAUCUUCUGCGUUGACAUGAAUGACAACGAGAUGGGAAUGCUGGAGCUCAUCCAUCUCUUCGUGGAAGUGUUGGAUGGGUACUUCGGCAAUGUUUGCGAACUGGACCUAGUCUUCCACUUCGACAAGGUCUACCGAAUCUUGGACGAGCUCUUGCUUGCGGGAGAAAUCUCCGAGACGUCCACGCGAAAUAUCAUCACAAUCAUGAGGAGCGUAGACAAGAUGGACUGA